GCCUCCUUCGGUUCCAUCGAUCUCUCACGCUAGUGGCCCAGUGCACACCGUGAGAGAGGGAUUAAUUGGCCGGCGAUAUGAUGGAGCCAGUACGCCGCCGGAGUAGUUUGCCUAGUGCGACGACCAUGACGGUUGUGGUCCAGCUCCUCCUAUGCCUCUGGUGUGUGGUGGUGGUGGCGGUGGCGGCCGAGUCGUCGUCGCCGGUGGCCGGAGAGAGGCAGAGGCAGCAGCAGCUGUGGGUGUUCGGCGACUCGUACGCGGACACAGGCAACCUGGGGAACCUGGGGAGGGAGCUGACGCACGCCUGGUACGACCCCUACGGCCGCACCUUCCCGCGCCACCCCACCGGCCGCUUCUCCGACGGCCGCGUCCUCACCGACUUCGUCGCUAGCGCCGUUGGCAUCCCGACGCCGGUGGCGUACAAGCUGCGGCGGCGGUCGGCCGGCGGGCUGCUGGGGCGCGGCAUGAACUUCGCGGUGGGCGGGUCCGGCGUGCUGGACACGGGCUACUUCCAGCGCAACAUCAGCUCGCAGAUCGACCUGUUCCAGAAGCAGCUGCAGGGGAGCGCCCCCGCCGGCGUCGCGCUCGUCGUCGUCUCCGGCAACGAUUACUCCGCCGUCGUCGACAAGAACAACGGCACAAGCGAGGCGGCGAUCGCGUACAUCCCGACGGUGGUGGCGGGGCUGAAGGAGCAGCUCCGGCGGCUGCGCGACGACGUCGGGAUGAGAAAGGUGGUGGUGACGAACCUCCACCCGAUGGGGUGCACGCCCUACUUCACGCGGCCGCUCAACUACUCCGGCUGCGACCCGCUGGCCAACGCCGGCUCCGACCAGCACAACGCCGCGCUCCGCUCCGUCCUCGACGCCCUCGACCCGACCAACAGCACCUUCCUCCUCCUCGACCUCCACACCCCCUUCCUCACCUUCAUCGACUCGGCCAGGUUCCCGGUGCGGCUGCGCCCCUGCUGCGAGACGCUCAAGGCGGACGGCCAUUGCGGCCAGCUCGACGACGCCGGCAACAAGCAGUACACGGUGUGCGACGACCCGGACCGCCACUUCUACUGGGACGACGUCCACCCCACGCAGGCCGCCUGGGCCGCCGUCGCCGACGCCUUCACGCCGGCCAUCCACCGCUUCCUCUCCACCUGACCAACCCACCCACCAUCAUUGCCUCUUCUUCAACAAUUUCUUCUCUCUCUCUCUCUCUUUUUUUUAUGCCUGUUUAGUUAAUGUACCCUUGUUUGUUGGAUGAUUUGUGGCAGCUACAAAACACAAUUACUGACGCCAGAAUAUUUUAACCAAAUCAAAGAGCUCUCGAAAACAAAACGUUGCCUUUGGAA
This is a messenger RNA of Oryza brachyantha (malo sina), 1339 nucleotides long. Its product is annotated as GDSL esterase/lipase At5g03610-like. Gene Ontology annotation, molecular function: hydrolase activity, acting on ester bonds. The transcript is spliced from 4 exons. The record is from RefSeq and is a predicted model, not a curated record. The coding region runs from base 78 to 1148 and encodes 356 amino acids. Lineage: Eukaryota; Viridiplantae; Streptophyta; Magnoliopsida; Poales; Poaceae.